Naegleria gruberi is the source of this 1713-nucleotide messenger RNA. RefSeq lists its product as uncharacterized. The transcript is spliced from 3 exons. The record is from RefSeq and is a predicted model, not a curated record. NCBI's taxonomy places the organism in Eukaryota, Heterolobosea, Eutetramitea, Acrasida, Naegleriidae. The coding region runs from base 1 to 1713 and encodes 570 amino acids.
AUGUUUUUUAUGAGUGAAAGAGGACCUAUUAAUAAUGAUGGUCCAUUAUUUGAUUUGAUCAAACAAUUAGAAUCAUCAUCAUCUUCAUUAUCCGAAAUAACAUUAAAUAUUGAUGUGAUUGAUCAAUUUAAUGAUGAUUUUAAUAUUCAAACAAGAUUCAUUCCACAUCCAUUCCCUUCAUCAAGCAUCAAAUCACAAUUUUUAAAUUUAUUAUUUAAAUAUUUACAACAAACAGAAUCGAAUAGUAUGAAUACUAAUAAUACUAAUAAUAACAAUAAUAAUAUAGAAUCAGGUUUAAAUGUACUUCGUUUAUUAUUGAGAGAAUAUGAUGGAUUAGAUUCAAUAUUAAAUAUUCAAGUCAUUGAAUUUAUUAGUAAAUUAUUGAUCAAAUACACUUUGGAAAGUACAUCAACAACAAGAACAACCAAACUAUUCGAAACUAUGAAUUGUACUUUUAAAUGUUUAUUAAAUUUAAUUCAUCAUUCAUCAGAGUUGAGAAUAUGGUUAUGUAAUAGUGAGGAAUUUAAAUCACAAUUAACUUUACUAAUUGAAAAGAUAUUUGAAAAUGAAAAUGCUAAAUUAUUUAUCAAGGAAAAUAUUACAAUAUUAUUAUUGGUUAUUGAAAAGGCUUUUCAUUAUUUUUCAAAUUGGAUUGAAAAUCAUUUAAACAAAUAUGGUAAUAUCUAUAAUGAGGAUCAACGUGAAUUUCUAAAUCAAGAUAAUUUUAUACAAGUUGAAAAGAAUUUGAACAUGUCAAUUUCAUCAUUUACAUUUAAACCAUUCUUUUUAAGUUUUAUUGAAGAUUUAUUUAAAACUAGUUAUUGUUUAUCUGUUCAUUUAGAAAAGGAAGAAUUACAAGAAAUUUUAAAUUGUUUUAAACCACUUGUUCAAAAAACAAUUCAUCUCUUUACAUCACUCUCUGUUCAUAUAAAUAUUAGAUCAAGUGAAAUUUAUAAAAAAUCAACAACUAGUGAUGAUGAUAAAGAAGAUGAUGAAGAUUUACUCUAUCACAUGAUAAAUUUCAAAUCUCAAUUAAAAACUCUAAUGAAACAUACUAUUCAGAAUUUGACAGAAUUUACUACUUUACAAAAGAAGGAAAUUUUAUGUCUUGUAGAUUCUAAUUCUAAUUUAAUACCAAAUAAGGCAAUAUUAUAUGCUUUAUUAGGUGAAUAUAUUAAUUAUAAUGUAGAUUCAGAUUUAUAUACAGAUUAUUUAACACCACUUGUUGGAAUAUUUAUAAAUUGUAUUAAUUUCUCAGAUGAAGAAACACCUACAUUGGGAAGUGAAUUUAGAAUAAUAUUUUGUGAUUGGAUAUUUGAAAAUACAAAUUGGAUAUUAAAUACACCUCCUCAUAUACCUGAUUAUGUACAAGAAUAUAUUGAACAAAGAACAAGUAGAAAUCAACAACAUGAACAUGAAGAAGAACAAGAACAUGAUGAAGAAGAUAUAGAAGAUAAUGAAGAUAAUGAACAAGCAAAUAAUCAAACUAAAAUUGAUGCAUUAGAUGCAAUUGAUUUAUCAUUUAAACCAGUGAAAUGUUUAUUUGUUGGAAGAAUGUCAGAUUAUAAUUAUAAUUUCAAAACAAUGAUUUGUCAAUUCUUAUUCAAGUUAUGUAUUGAAGAUGUUAAUGUAUUUAGUCAAAUAUGUGGUCCUGGAAAUACUUUGGGUUAUUUGGCAGAGAAGGGUUUACUUGGUAAUUUAUUAGGUCAAUAA